Molecule: messenger RNA, 11688 nt
Organism: Homarus americanus (American lobster)
Lineage: Eukaryota; Metazoa; Arthropoda; Malacostraca; Decapoda; Nephropidae
Product: leucine-rich repeat neuronal protein 2-like
Exons: 5
Coding region: 98-1879 (593 amino acids)
Cellular component (GO): extracellular matrix
Molecular function (GO): protein binding
Source: RefSeq, a predicted model, not a curated record
CCUGCUUGCACCGACCUGCACCCUGUUAAGUCAUGGGUGACGAGGGAUGUAUGUGUACACGUCGCGGUAGGAAGGUGUGAUAUAGAAGCUGCCGAACAUGGCCAGCAUGGGGAGACAUCAGAGAGACAACAACACAAGGGAGGAGCCAGCAAAGCAGAGUCACCACCACCAGAAACACCAGGACAGCCAAAUAGUCUUGACACACCACAGGGACCAGCAGCAGCAGCAGGGGUCCCACCAGCAGAAAAGGAUGUGUCGGCGUCCCCCUGCUGCCCCCUGCCUUGUCACUGCCCCUGCCUCUUGCCCUGCUGCGCCCAUCACCUCGUGUCAGUUGCUGAGGCCUCGAGUAUCAGUUUCCCAGAUGCUGCUCCCACCAUUUGCCUUCUACUGUCUUCUGCUGGUGGGGUCAUUGGUCACACCUUGUGCUGCUAUCUGCCCCAACAACUGUACCUGCGAUGAUGAAGCUCUUGUUGUUCGCUGUAAGCCAUCAAAAAUAGAUGUUCUACCAUUCACGUUUAACCCAGCCCUUCAGCAACUCACCAUGUAUGGCACAGAGAUACACUCAUUAGACAUCAACUCCUUGCGCUGGUACCAGGACCUUCGUCAUGUUAACCUCAGCAAAAAUAUGAUCAUGCAAGUGGAGCCCAACACCUUUGAGAAUCAGUUGCAUCUAGAGGAACUCCACCUGGCACAAAACAACAUCACUAAUGUUACAGAUACCAUGUUCAAUGGACUCUACAAUCUCAUUGUUCUGUCUUUACGUGGCAAUGUUAUCAAGUCACUAGAUGGAGGAGUCUUCGUGCACUUGAAGCAUCUGAGAGAUCUUGACCUUUCUGAAAACCAAAUAGAGAAACUGCAUGAUCAAGCACUGGUGGGAUUAUCCAACUUGCGAAUUUUACACCUCCGAGACAACCGAUUAACUGUAAUACCAGCUAAAAACCUUGCCCUUGUAUCAGACUUGGCAGAGCUCAGUCUUGGUGGAAAUAACUUUACAGAAAUAAAAGAAGGGGAUCUUCAGUCCAUGAAAACCCUGAAAGACCUUGACCUCGCCGGCGCAUUGUUGGAGGGCGGUCUCACUGAAGAUUCUUUCAAAGGUCUUUCUGUAUUACGUAAGUUGAAGCUAGAAGAUUGUGGACUAAAAUCUGUUCCAACAGCUCCUCUGAGUUCGCUCGGCAAAUUAGAAGAAUUGCACAUUGGUCAUAACCUUUUUGUUAACCUGCCAUCAGAUGCAUUCAGGAGUAACCGUAACUUACACUCUCUCUUUGUAUCAGGAUGUCCCAAUCUUGUCUAUCUGGAUAAAGAUGUUCUACGACACAAUCUGAAUAUUAAGCAAGUGGUGAUCGCACAGAAUCCAUUGUUGACAUACAUUGCUCCAAAUGCCUUUCGCUUCCUGCCAGACCUCAGUUUGCUGGACCUUCACAACAACAACCUUCAGCAGAUAAGUGAACAGGCAGCAAAUUGGGCAGAAAUUGCAAGUUGGCAUCUUGAGGGAAACCCUAUAACAUGUAACUGUUCUGCUGCAUGGCUUCGUAUGCUAACCCUGGCUCCCAAUUCGAGUGCAAAUUUGAAGUGUGCAUCUCCUCCUCACUUGGCAGGUAUACCACUAAACUUCACACAAAUCAAUGAUCUGGCAUGUGGUAUGGAUGCAACCACACGAGGUGUGGUCAUUGGCCUUGUGGUCUGUUUCAUUGUGGUGGUGGUAGCAGCAGUGGUGGUAGUGAUGCUGUAUCGCCAUCAUGGCUCAUGUGUACAUCGCCUUCUCAAAGGGCAUCAUAUAGGAGGACGAGGAAGUCGGUGUGACCACCACCCAUACACUCAUAAUUAUCAUCCAGCUUAUAUAAUGACCCCCAACAAGCCUGUGCCUGUUACUGAACUCUAGCAGUCAGCCCGAUACUGAGCCAGGGACUCGGAUCUCUUUGGGCCAAGCCCAGUCAGUGAAUACAGUGAGGUAUUGUGAAAUUACAGUGCUGCUGAAUUAUGGUAAUGUUCUGGCAAUAUUUUGAACAAUAAAGUACAAGCCCAGAUGAAAUGUUCUUCAGCCAUAGUUCAGAAAGUAUGGCUCUAAUCUGAUAUAAACAUUAAUGCAUUUAGUAUGCAAUAUAAUGUUUUUUAAAUGGAAGUUGUGUUAUUUGUUCUUCUUUGCAGUGCCUGUCUUCCAUACCUUUGGAGACUCAUGCCUUUGAUUCCUUAUGACUCUUCAUGUUGCCUAUGUACAGUCAUCCAGAUGUUUACCCAGACCAGAUGGCAUGCUGUCACCAUAUAAAAUAAUAAAAAACACAUAGGUUAAAAGUAAAUUCAUAGGGAUAUAGUUUCUUCUGAAUCCUAUUGUGAUAAUGUUUACUUUGGAAGGAGGAAAAUGGAACACAACAACUUCCUUAAAGUUAAUCUAGUCUUUUUUAUUUCUCUUUCAAUGAUAGGUGUUUAUUGCCUUAUCAAAGACUUUGGACAUUUUCUUGUAUUCCUUAAGUCCCUGUGAUAGACCUAUCAUACAUGCUCUUUCUAAGAAUAUUUGAAGUAUUGUAGGAUUUUUAACAUUUUGUGUGAGUAUCCAGUAAAUAUUAUAUACUGUGAUCAUCAUCUUCACUUGUAGCAAGGAGAUUUUUCACAGCGUAAUUCACCAUAUAUGACCAGAUUAGCAAUAAUGGGUCUCAUAGUGUCUGUAUCUAUAAGACUUUUAUUCCUGGAAAAUUAUGUAAACAGUCAUACAUAAAUAUAUGAUUGCUGAGAAUGUCAUAUAUGUACAGUAGCAGGUUGUGUCAGGCUUACCAAACUAGGAGGAACUGCAAGCAGGAGCUACAAGUACAAGACCCGGGGCCAUGGCUCCUUCCUCUAAAAUUAACUUUAUAAAACUCAUAUGGACUAAAUCCCCAGUAUGACUUUUCUUUUCUUUACACACAACACAUAGAAAAGAGGAGACAUAUUGAAGCAAUACCAAAGGCUUACAGUAAUCAAGUCAUCAUUUAUGUUUGUCCAAUUUUGAAAAAUUAACUGAAUAGUAAGCAUAGCAGGUUAGAUCAUUAUAUUUUCCUGGAUUUGCAUAGUUAGUAAUUUUCAUAAAUGUAUCAUUUUAUACUCGAACAUCUUAAAAGUUUUUACUAUACUGUUCUUUGCUUUCAUAAUACAGUGUUAGUUAAGAAGUGAAUUUGAUUAGAAAGCAAAUCUCUACGAGAACUUUGCACAACAGGAAAUAGUGAUGCAUCCUUAGCUUCUGUGUUCACCGCAUUGAUGAUUCGGAGCCAUGGACGGCAUUAAACUUUCACUGGGUUGCUGCUGUCAACUUGCAACCGAAUAUCUGGUCACAUUCAAGAAGGUUGGGCAAUAUUGUGGUAAACCAGGGGCUCUUUAUCACAUCUGUACCAGGAGACAGAUGAUGAUAAAUUUUUGUUCAGCCUCCCUGUAAAAAAAGAAAACUAUCCUUUGAAUUAGUCAAAAUUUAAUGCCACCACAUUAUCCAAACUUCAAAGCAUUGUUUAUAUGGGAACACAAGGCAAUGACAUUUAACCAAAUUUCUAAAAUGAUCUGAAAAAAAAUUUGCAAAUUUGGUAGUAGGAUUCUUGAUCUUUUUUGUGUAAUUUAGUGGGAAGCUCAUCAUAUUUACAGCUCUAGAUCAUAAAUUUGAUUCUCGGAGCUGAUACUGUGAUUAGCAGAGUUUGACUUUUACACCGUAGAUGUUUAUGCCCCACUUCCUGGUAGGGAGUCACAUAUUUAAUAUAUUCCUAGAUUAAGUAUCAUAGCUGUGUAGGUCAGUAACCCACUCACUAUCAUAGCUGUAUAUGUCAGUAACCAAUCAUUUUCACAGUUGUGUAAGUCAGAAAUCUAUUUAUUUUCUUAGCUGCCUAAGAGUAUUAAUCUACUCAUUUUAUCAACUGCGUAUAUCAGUUAUUUACUUAGUUUCAGCUACAAAAUAUGCCAGUGAUAUACUCACUUCCACAACUAAUUAAGUCUGUGAUUUACUCACUUCCACAACUAAUUAAGUCAGUGAUGUACUCACUUCCACAACUAUGUAAAUUAGUCACACUCACUAUGACAGCUGUGUAAGUCAGUACCCUACUCAGUUUCACAGCUAUGUAAGGCUUACAAAAUAGUAAAAGAGGAGGUAAUUAAUUUUUACAUUUCUUCAACUUCACAAUUUUUUGGAAGAUGAAUAGUAAUGUAUUGAGGAGGUUUCUCCAACAGAGCACCUGGGUUACUAAAUAUCCCUACCAGCCUUUCAGAGUUCUUAUCUCACCCUGUAAAACCUUAUUCAGAGUUUCAGGAAAAUGCUGUACUAAAACACCGCCCCUGAAGUAAUUAUGUCAGGCCAGACCAAAGAUGUGCUUUUGUGUUCUAUGCAACUCUGGUAGAUGUAGUUAAAAGUCGGUCAACCAUCACUUGACGAGUUAUGCAAAUAGAUAAGGCGCUGUGUAAUCCUUCUGGGCUAGCCUGCAAACUUGUCUAGAAAUGGUUCUUAUUAUUUUGCGUUUUAAUGCAAGUUAUUUAUCAUUGGAUUUUUAUAGAUCUUUGUACAGUACAUUCCCAUUGUAGGUGUUAAAUAAUUUUAUAAAAGCUUUCAUUAUUAAUUUACUCUUUUGAAGGGUUUUUUGAAGUAAAAAAAAAAAAUUAUGUAUUGCUUCAGUCCUUGCAGUAUGUAAUGAAGUGAGCCUAUCCUUUGUAACUCUAAGAGGUCAGUCAUUUAUACUUCAUUAAGAUAUGUAUAAUCUUUUUAGAAGGUUAAUAUACUGUACUUUCUCAAGUUUUAAAAGGAACUUCCAACAAGGUAUGAAGCCCUCAGUAAAGGACAUUAACUAUACCUGUGUAGUGUUACCUCAUCAGAUAACAUGGAAAUUUUUUUUACAUGAUGUAAUUAAUCAGUGCUGGUAUAUAGUGUACAGUUUGAUAACAGAAAUAACAGAGAUUAAGACAUGUAAAAUUCCCUUUUUUGUACAAUGGCUACUUACUGUACUGAUGGAAGAUCCUUUGUAAUGAAGUGUAUCAUAUAUGAUAGACCCAUGUUAUAAGAAAAAUAAGAAAUGUUUUUCAUACCCUUUAUAUAUUUGUGCAAUUUGUCCAAUUUUGUGAGUUCAUAGGGUAAGGCUCCCAGUUUUUUAACAUGAUUACUUGUACAUACAGUAUAUAUAUAUAUAUAUAUAUAUAUAUAUAUAUAUAUAUAUAUAUAUAUAUAUAUAUAUAUAUAUAUAUAUAUAUAUAUAUAUAUAUAUAUUCCACAAAUUCUGUGGAUUUUCAAGAUUUUCUCUUUCAUCUACAAAGUUCUUAUCAAUCCCUUCUUGUAGGUCAUGAUUAGGUAAUGAUGCAUAUACUCAUUAUUCCCAGAGCACCAGUUGUGUAUUCAACAUAUCAAAAUGUAACAUGGUAAAUGAUUAGUAGUAAACCAUUUCUUCAAAAUAUCUUAAGCAAAGAGUAUUGACAGUUCAAUAUUUACUACUACUGUACUACUACUACUUGUAGCUGGAAGUCACUGUCAGUGCCAGUAUAAGUCAUUCAUUUAGCACUUUAGUCUUGACAGUCAUAUUUCUAUUGUGGAGGGGCAUUUGUGGUUAUUUUCACAACUUAAGCAUUACUAAAUAUUUGUCAAGAAUAAAUACUGAUACAUCUGAAAUGUUGUAAAAAUAACAGCAGUGGAUGGGUUUUCAAUUAACAUAAACUAUUACUGUAUAUUAACUGUCAAAGGUUCGUGAAUAUGUUUAUUUAAAAAUGUAUCGAUAUUACUGUAGAUUUUACUUAUUUUUAACUAAGUGAAAACUACUUUCCUAGAAUGUUUGUUAUGCUUUGCAAAGAUACAAGGUAAUGAGCAUUAAUAGGCCAAAAUGUUUGUUCUGAUGAGUGGUCAAAAUACAGUACAGUAAAUCCUCCACAUUUGCGGAGGUAAGUUUCUCAAGAACACCAUGAAUAUCAAAUCUGCGAAUGUUUAACUUAAACCUUAUGGGAAACAAUUGGGUUAGGGGAUCCACACCCCCAAAGAGGUACCUUUUAUGAGUAAUAAUGUAGUCAACAAAUUUUUUCUGCACCUUUAUGGUGUUAUACAAUACUGUAUGACACACCGGACCAAGAAUUCUGAACAACACUCAUUUACGUGGGUGAUUCCUGCUAAUUUCUCUGUAUUAACUAUAUGUGAUACAAAAAAAUACAUCAUACUGGUUAUACAAUGCAUCACACAACCAGAAAUACCAACCUUACCAAAUUAACAUGGCCUCAGUCAGUGAUCGUUGCAGAGGCCAUCAGACCAAGGGGUGCAAAACAUUUUUUUGUUGACCGACUGUACAUAUUAAAUACGUAUAGUAAAUAAAAUAUAUGUAAAAAAUAGUUAUGUACAGUACUGUACUCACCAAUGAAAAUGAUACUGAUGGGAGGAACUUUUUCCUGUGAUUACUCCUCUAUCCACAAAUUAAGGGCAUGCUCCAUUUUUUUCAUGUUAGUGUCACGGGUUUGAAAAGUUACUUUAGCACUUUUGGGGCACUUGCAGAGAUACUUGCAUUAAGAUUUGCCUCAUUUUUCCUGAUUGACUGCACAGUUGUCUCGUUAACACCAUAAUGGUGUCCCACGGCCGCCACACUAUCACCCCUAGCAAGGUGAUCAAGCAACCCCACUUUAGACAAAGUGUACUGCGAUGCGCUGUAUCCCAUGUAGUAUGGUCGUGUACACUAAACACAAUGCAUCAUGCAGAACCGCGGCCUGCAGAACUUUGGGAAAACAUGACCGUAAACCAUGAAUAACCAAACCUUAUGCCCAUGAAUGGUUGUACCCAUGAAUAAUCAAAUUGUUAAAAGUUAUUCCUGCAAAUGUUGGCGGUUUACUGUACAGUACUGAAAAUAUUAUGGAAAUAAUUUUUAAAUGCAUAUUGUGAUAAACCUUGCCAUAGCUUUCAGAAAAUGUAUUUUUCGGCAUGAUGUAUAAAUAAAUAAUCUUGACCAAUACUGAUGGUGGCUGUAAUUAUUGCUUCUCAAAAUUUUUAAAAGUUCAUGGGCGACAUCAAAUACUUAAUAUCAGACAAUAAUGUUUUUUUAACAUUAGGAUAUUCAAGAGGCUGACUGGAGCAUUUCUUGUACUGUAUAUAUUUGGUGAGAAAAACACUAACAAUGGAAACGUGAAGGAUAAAAUUGGUACUUAUGAGGGUUGUUCGUACUGAAGUUUACCAUUGCAGUAUUUAGAUAUGUAGAUAAGUACUAAAGUGAUGUAUAGAAGACCUACCAGGUACUUUCUAUUUUGUCCCCUAGAUACAGUAUAUAAUGGUAGAAGCAUUCUGGGGUGACACAUUUGUUGUCAUAAACUAACAGAGGCAGAUCCUCUUUUUUCUGGUGGUUCAUUAAUUAUGUUAAAAUAGAAUGUGUGUGAGAUAAACUACUGUAUACAGAUACAAUACAAAUGUAGAUUGAGAUUAGCUUGUAAUUUACUUAAAUACACUAUAGUUAAUGCAUGUUGCAAUGCUUGUGUGUACAGUACCUUCUAUUUUUUCAUUUUACAUAUAAUAAAAUUUAAACAAACUAAGUUCUUAUAAUGGUAAAUGUGCGCUGUACAGUACGCUGAAAUUGGGUAGAUUCGGAGCCCCCCCCAAAAAAUACCAUUAGCUAAUUUAUAAUUAAUUACGUACAUUCUGGAUGAAGACUUCUGUGCCUGCACAUUGAUAUCCAUAUGUCUCUCUCUCAGGACAGUCCCUAUGGAUGUAAUGUUAUGACACAGUUCAGUUCAUUUCAAAGGAAAUUGGUAAUUAAACUAAGAAAUACAAGACUCAAAUGAGUAGUUUCUAGAGGCUUUCUCCACUGGAAUGUGUUAGAAAAUUAAAAAUACAGUAUUGUAGUUUAAAACAUUCUCAUGUGCAUAUAAAGUGAAUUUUCAUUCAAAAAUCCCUAAAACAAGAGUCCAGAUUGUUUUGGACUACUGUAUUAUAUAUGAAUGGGAUUUUGAUCAAGAUGUCCUCUCUUGGAUCUAAAACUAAAAAUUCAUUAAUCUCAAAAUACAUUCCACAUGUGUUAGUUUUCCUCUACCAAAUAGGAUCUAUUGCUUACAUAUUUGUGUCUGAUAUCACCCUAUAUUAAAAUACUGUACAGUGCUUCUUUAUAUAAUAUACCAUUGGUACACCUUAAUGUUUCACUCAUUUAGCAACAACUGUAUUCGUAGAGUUAUCCACACAGUCUAUUCAUUCUGGAACUACACACUGCACACACCUAAGUUUUAUGUACAGUCCUCAAAAAAAAUCUUAGUCUUUAUGUCUAUAUGAUUCAAGGCUUUCCGAGCAAUAUUACUCGACCUGUUUCUCAUUGAAUGGUAGUUUUACAUCCACAACCUUUGAGCAUGAAUGAGUGCACUUAUCCCCCCAUACUGUAUUUGUGAAUUCCAUAUUUGCAAAUUUUCCAAUUCACUCAGACUUUAAUUAUACGUAGAGAAAACAACUAUUUUUCUUUUUUCAAAAUUUUUAAAUUUGUGUUACAAAAACUAACUCCAUAUAAACAUCAACACCAUCUCUGAAUCAUUUAUCAUUUCGAAUCCCAAAUAUUAUGACAAAAGUUGUAAGCUUGGCAGCUAUGGUACAGUUGCAGAAAUGUGUUCCUACACCCCCUGUGGUGACCUGUGUGACAAACAGACAACCUAUUUGACCUAUAGCAAACCUAUCCACCAAUGAUGGUGCCAUUUGGAGGCAUGGGCUACCACAGGGGGCAUAGAAACAUUUCCACAACUGUACCAUACCUUCUUUUUUCCAUUAGGUAUUAAAAUUUAAGUAUUUGUGAUUUCACAACAACUUCCAAGAACAUAAACCUCAUGAAUACGGGGGGAGGGGGGGGGUACGGACAUACAGUUUACAUUUUCAAAUGAUGUGGUAUCCUCCGAGGCCUGGGUUCACAAUUAGAUUACAUAACUUGGAGAGGAUAUCAUAAUUGGAUACCAAUGCCAUAACAGUCAUCAAUGAGCUCUUACAUCGAAUAGAGCGAAGAAUUAUUGGGGAAACAUUGUGAGAAGUGCUAUGAUUGCCCUUCGCAACCAGGGUAUACGUAACAUUAAGAUAGCUUUGAACUGGAGUGAGCGAACCCACAGCAUCAUGGUGGGUUAGGCACCAUGAAAUAACUGGUGCCACACAAACUUACAACCACAAAUGUCUUACUAUAGGUGGGCGGGGGGGGGGAGGUUUUGUUGCCUGCAUGUCUCUUGGUUUAAAACCUUAUAUCGGUGUUAUACCAAUGCAAUUUACAUAUCAGUAACAUGGCAAAUCCCAUAUUGACCAGUAUAUUGUACAGUACAGUAUAUUGCUGGAGCUGUUCACUCUCAGACAUAUCGUGAACAACAUCAGUAGACAUACUGUGAAACUCGGUAUGAAUGAAACUCCAUUAGUAUGACGACAUAAUGGUGAAAUGUUUAUUCAGAGGUCGGUCCAAGUCACAGUUAUAAUGUUCCGAAAAAUUUCCAUUUAAAGUACAGUAUAUUUCAGUGUUAAUGUAAUCAUCAGUCAGUAGCUUGUUUACAUAUGCCUCGUUUCUACCAAGUAUAAGACAUACAUUAAUAUAUAGCUAACUGAUUUUAUGUUAACUGUUGCCGAUAUGGUGAGCGGGUGUACCAAUAUAUGAUGAUGCACUGGGGAUCAUAUCAAAGCAUUUUGUGUACCAUUUAAAAUUGUAGCAACGGAAAAUCUGACAAUACUUUUUGGGGGACUGUACAUGAUUAGUAAGUGCUAAGAGUUGACCAACCCAGUAACUGAAUUUUAGCAUUAUGAUACAGUAUAUAUAAUACAUUAUAUCAUAAAUGAUGGAAUAUGCAUCAAUCUUUAUAUAUGUAAAGAAUUUAAAGUUAUACUGUACAUUACACAUCAUUCAACAAAUGCCCCUCCAUCAGAUGCCACACAACGAAAUUUGGGUUGAGAUUUCAUGUGUUGCACUAUUUCAAUACUCCUUAAAAUAGGCAAUUUAAAAGCAUUUAAUAAUACUGGGAAAUUUCUUUCACAUUUCAUCAAGUCUAUCCAUUCAGAUCUUUUUAUAACACUAAACACUAUUCAACUGCUAUGAGUUUUCAAACUAUCCCAAAUACUGUAUUUGAAUAUUAAAAAUAAACUUUUACCUUAAUGCAGACUCUGUGUGUGCUCUUAAAUACUGUAUAAUCAUGGACUCGUUUUUUUUUUUAAAGUUUGAUGAAGUUUGAAGCACUAUGUUAUUGUGCUCAAAUUCUUUCUUGUCUUUUGAGGCUUUCGAGUUUACAUCAGAUUAUUUCCCAGUAUUACUCAGGGCGGCGUUCACUAGGACUUGCUGUACAGCUAAUAGGGGCUAUGACACACAAUUUCUGUGUUGUAGUUGCUUAGUCAGCUUUACCAGUAGUAGGGUUGUAACAGCAUCAUGGUGCCAUACUCCUGGCAUGCUACUGACUCAGCUGGCAAUGCCACAAAUGGUUUAACUCUUAUAUGGAUUAUCUGAGACCACUCUGGUGUCUCAAACUUUUAUCACAAUCAUUUAGCACCAUAGUAAUUAUCCAUUGCAAUAAUAUGCAUUUUAUAACUCCACAAUCAGUUGUGAAGUGCACAAUCAAUUCAAGCUACUAUAUUUAUCUUUGACAAAAAAUAGUUAGCACAACUUGGGAGCAACAAGCCUUUGCUUAUCUCAACAUUUAACAGUAAAACCACAUUUUAUUGCUAAUUUUGUAACAAUACCACUGGCUUAAGAAUUAUCUACAGUCAUUCACAGCACAGUAUAAUAUAAUUGAAUUGUUACCGUACUGAAUGUUCAUCAGAUUUUAGAGCACUUCUACAAGACACAGGGUUUAAUGUAGGCUUAGUACUAGUGACAAUGACAAUUUGGGUUAGGGAACGUGUAUAACGGAUAAUCUGCAGAUGAUCUAAAAUACAGCAUAAUAGAAAUCAAAUAUGCUUCUUAAGCCAACGUAUAAUCAUUUAGCAUCUGAUAUGAACGAUUUGAGCUGAAAUUGGGUAUUCUACUCAUUUUAUAAUGUAAAAUUUUUUUAUCUGAGACACCACCAAGUGAUGGAGCUCCUCAUGAUCAAGUGUACAUUAGGUAUAAUUUGGUGAAUAAUAAAGGUAAAAUUAAUGAAAUAGCUUUAGAGACGGUUUUUAUAAAGGAUGUUAAUAAUGAACUAGUCUGCCUUAUAUGACCUUAUGCCUAAUUCUGGUAAUGUACUGUACUCCUAAAAGACUAAGAUAGUUGACAUUGUAACAUUAUAUGUAUGUGACACCACAUAUUGUGCUUUGUAGAUUAAUUCAGUCCAAAAAUAAAAACUGUACUGUACUUGUACAGUAGUUCUGAAUUCAUAAACAAAAAUUUCAAAAGGAGUUACGGAAUAUCUUGUACAAUAAUUAAACUGAUCAUUGACUGCAUUUUACAUCACAAUUUUCGUCUUUCAGCUGAGUGUUCAUAUGUUAAAAUUAACAAUACAGUAAAAUGGCAUUAAGUACUACUUCUGACAGUCUUUGACUGGCAUCAUACACACAAAAGGUGUUAAUGUGGCUUAUUAAGUAAUGAAAAUGUGCGUUAGUUAAUGAUUUGAGAUGCUCAAGUUUCAAAAUCAAAAUACCCCUUCCCACUCUGUCCUAUUUGACAAAUAUUUGAGCACAAAUCCCAUAAAUUUGUAUAUAUAUAUAUAUGUAUUUCAUAGGCUCAAUUUAAUUCCACAGCUCUGAAUUGUUACAUCACUGCACUGAGCAUUUGUUAUUCAGUCUUUUACCUGUUUUCCAUUUCUUAAUAAAGGAUUAUAUAGAAGGAA